Molecule: messenger RNA, 747 nt
Organism: Daldinia childiae
Lineage: Eukaryota; Fungi; Ascomycota; Sordariomycetes; Xylariales; Hypoxylaceae
Product: Norsolorinic acid ketoreductase
Exons: 2
Coding region: 1-747 (248 amino acids)
Source: RefSeq, a predicted model, not a curated record
AUGGCACAGACUAUCGUUCUUAUUUCAGGUGCGAACCGGGGUCUAGGCGAGGGCCUGGCCAAGCGUUACUUGGCACAGCCGAACCACGUCGUAAUCGCCGCUAAUCGGAACCCGAGGCAUCCGACGUCGAAAGCGCUCGCCGAUCUGCCUAAGGGGGAGGGGAGUAACUUAAUCGUUGUUAAACUUGACGCUACGGUCGAGCAGGAUGCUUUUGACGCCGUCAAGGCUCUCCAGGAGUCGCACGGGAUCGAUCACCUUGAUAUUGUUAUCGCUAACGCCGGCGUCUCGUUCGUCUGGCCGGCUGUCAAAGACGUCAAGAUUGACGAUCUCCGAGCACAUAUCGAACCUAACGUUUAUGGCGUUGUAACUCUGUACCAGGCCACGCGCCCGCUACUGCAGAAGUCCUCCCGCGAGCCCAUCUUUACACCCAUCGGGUCCUCGGCUGGAUUUAUAGGGAAACAACCUCCCAUCACUAACGCGGCAUACGGACCAUCGAAAGCAGCGCUACACUGGUUCACCGUCCGAAUCAAUGCCGAGGACAACUGGCUCAACGCCUUCGUUACGGGCCCCGGCUGGGUCCAGACCGAACUCGGGAAUGCGGGCGCGCGCGGCCUAGGGGUUGGGCAAGCCCCGCUAGGGGUCGACGAGUCAUGCGACGGUAUGAUGCAUAUGCUCGCAGUAUCCACGAAAGCAGAGCAUGGCGGGAAGAUGGUGUCGUAUAACGGGGAAGUCACCUCGGAAUGGUAA